This is a messenger RNA of Drosophila kikkawai, 2538 nucleotides long. RefSeq lists its product as uncharacterized. Gene Ontology annotation, cellular component: cytoplasm. Lineage: Eukaryota; Metazoa; Arthropoda; Insecta; Diptera; Drosophilidae. The record is from RefSeq and is a predicted model, not a curated record. Gene Ontology annotation, molecular function: glycosyltransferase activity.
AUGUCAACGAGCUACACGCGCCUCUUCCGAAUCCUAUUCGUGAUCAUUUUCCUCAAGCUGCUCUUUCUGCUGGGCCUGUACUUUCGGAGUUACGAUGUGAGCACCAGGCUACAGAGGCGACCAGUUGUGGUCUCCCAGGUGGAUAUAUUUGAUGAGAUUUUAUUGGAUCGCAGGAAGUCCCCCUCUUGGGAGCAGCAACUGAAAUGGAUACGCGAGGAGAUGCCCUCGUUUCCCUUGGAGGAGCUUAAACAGCGGGAAAAACACCAUCAGACAGUGAAAUGUGGCCCUGCUCCGGAUCUCAUGAACAUUGAUUUCCACAAUACCUACUGGCAAAAAGCGGUGAAUCAGAAUUUAACUUACUACCUCUUUGGGGCCUACUUUGAUGACAGGGAAACAGUGCCAGAGGCACCUCUAGUCCGUCUCCUGACCAUGGUCAAUCAGCAUCUGGACAAGAAGUUCAAAUAUCCACAAAUAUACUGUCAGCUUUGGUUCGAGGGCAAAGCGGAUCCCCUCAUUGUUAAUGUCACCGAGCAUCGGGUGAUGUGGCCCUUUGGUCAUGCCCCUCGUCGUGUCUAUCCCACCUUCCUGAGCUGUCCCCUGCCGGGUAACAGCAGUUUGGAGGAAAAGGUGCCUCAGAUGGUGUCUUUGGUGGGACAAAAGUGUGAUAGGGCCAGGAAUUUGCUUAGAGUGGUCUAUGAACCAGCUGAGGAAGAGGUGGUCAAGGUCAAGGCUCAGGCCACAGGAAAUGGCACAAAUUUCAGCUCCUCCACGGAAUCCACUUCCUCCUCUGCUGAGCAACCAACCAAAGAUCCCCGUUUUAUAGUCUGUGUCAAGGCCAUGGACUUUCCCUACAAGGACAAGUCCUGGCGACUGAUAGAGUGGCUGGAGCUAAUGCGUCUCCUGGGAGCCUCCAAAGUCUGGCUGUACGAUGCCCAAAUGCAUCCCAACAUGACCCGAGUGCUAAAGGAUUAUCCCGGCUUUGUGGAAGUGCGUGCCAUGUCCUUGGGUCGUGGAGAGCCCCAUGCCCGUCCCCAUUUCCAUCACUACACCAUGGCGGCGGAUGGCUUCAAUCGAAUCCUGAAUGAGAUGAUCCCGUACAAUGAUUGCUUCUACAGGAACAUGUACAAGUACGACUAUGUGGGUGUCUUUGACACUGAUGAGGUGAUCAUGCCCCUGGGCAACACCACCGACUGGAAGCAACUGGUGAAACUGGCCCGCCAUGUACCCGACUAUGGCGGGGUCACCUCGCCGAAAUGCACCGAAUGGGUGAGCUUCUGCUUCCGCAAUGUCUACUAUCCCCGGUAUCCGGAACGUCCCAAGGUCUAUCGCAAUCUCUCCAGCUCCUUCUAUAUGCUCCAGCAUGUGGAGCGGGUGCGAGAGCAUUGCAAUCGAGGUGCGGCCACCAAGUGCCUCCAUGACACUCGGUUUGCGGUGGGCUUGCACAAUCAUUUUACGUUCUUCCAUACGGAAAAUGCCGCCUGUGGGGCCAAGUCGGUGCCGAUAGAGUUUGCCCAGAUGCAGCACUACAGGGAGCCGGAUACCAAGUCCCUGCUGAUCGAUCCGAUCAUUGAUGCCAGCAUCUGGCGAUUCCAGCCGCAGUUGCAGUCAAGGAUCGAGGAGAAGUACCGGCGAUUGGGUUUCCUGCCCAAUGAGCAGCAGCUGGCGGAUUCGAUGGAGCGGCGGCGACGCAACGAUGAGCUCCAGCUGAAGGAGGCAGUGGGUCAGCAGGGUGGGUCGGGGUGAGAGGAUAGGAAAAUGAUGUAAGAUAUGGCUCGGGAUCUCUCUAGCUGGUAUUUAUUGAGCGUUGCAGAAAACAAAACCUGCAGAGUUGAAAAUUAUUUCAAUUUUUUUAGUUUUAAAAAUGAUUGGUAAGUUUUAGUGACUUAAUUAUUCAGGGAGUUAAUUUUAAUUUUUUUUUUAGGUUACGUUUUUUUUUUUAACAAAAUUUUUAUAUUUAAUAAAAAUAAUAUAAGUAAUCUUUAAGUUCAGUUUAAACCAUUCAAAUUAACACAGUUCUUGGCCACAUUCUUACUCAAUAAAGUAUAAACUUGUCGACUGGUUUUAGCACUCUUUUUUUUAUGCUUAAAAACAAUUUAUUUGCUUUAGGGUUUUAACUAGACAAUUUUUGUAUUAAGAUCACAAAUAAAAAAGGCCUGUCAAGUGUUUAAACACCAAGAAGAUGGUAAGCCAACCAUGUGACGCGAGAUCGAAAUGAAUCCCUAACAGUUGGGCAAACAAAGUCUGCCAAAAGUGGAACAAUUUCGGAGCAGAUCUACAAAAAAACCUUACUCAAAAAUGCUUAUUAACAAAUGUGAAUUUUGUUUAUUGGUUUCACCAUUCUGACGUUAAUAGAUAACGGGCCCUAAAAGCGGUCUAGGCUAAGAACCACAAACGUUAUCCAAAUGUGCAACAUUCAUUUAGUUAUUAACACAUUUUGUUAAAAAAUUGUUUAAUUUAAUUUAAAAAUUUUAGUCAAAAAGCUUGAAACGCAGCGAAGCAGUCAUUUCCGAACCCACAAAUCAUAUAUAUUCUUGAUCA